Molecule: messenger RNA, 547 nt
Organism: Ceratosolen solmsi marchali
Lineage: Eukaryota; Metazoa; Arthropoda; Insecta; Hymenoptera; Agaonidae
Gene: RpL36
Product: ribosomal protein L36
Exons: 4
Coding region: 84-434 (116 amino acids)
Biological process (GO): translation
Cellular component (GO): ribosome
Molecular function (GO): structural constituent of ribosome
Source: RefSeq, a predicted model, not a curated record
ACGAUAUCGAAAUCCCGUGAGUUAGGCUUCUUUAUUGUCAGUCGCCAUAGUCAAUAUUCUUUUGCGCGUGCUGUUGUCGAAGAAUGGCACUGAAAUAUGAAUUGGCCGUCGGCCUCAACAAGGGUCACAAGACAACGAAAAUCCGGGUAGCAAAGAACAAAGUUAAGAAAGACAAAACUGUUGCCAUCAGGCCCGCUCGGCUUAAAGGACGUCAAACAAAACACAGUAAAUUUGUAAGAGACCUCAUUCGUGAAGUUACGGGACAUGCACCGUAUGAGAAGAGAGCUAUGGAAUUGUUAAAAGUAUCCAAGGAUAAGCGUGCUUUAAAAUUCUUAAAAAGGAGGCUUGGAACUCACAUUCGUGCUAAAAGGAAGCGUGAAGAACUAGGAAAUAUCUUGGUACAGAUGAGGAAAGCUGCUGCACAGCAUCAUUAAAUGACGUUUUAUAAUUAUAAGGAUUUUACUUAUUGAAAUAAUAAAAAACAGUAAAAUGUUUAUGUUAGUUUCAUUUAUGAAGUUACAAAAUAAACGUGGUAAUAAUGCUUUAA